Messenger RNA from Leishmania major strain Friedlin, 1782 nucleotides. RefSeq names its product aquaporin-like protein. The record is from RefSeq and is a predicted model, not a curated record. Gene Ontology annotation, cellular component: membrane. Gene Ontology annotation, molecular function: channel activity. Gene Ontology annotation, biological process: transmembrane transport. NCBI's taxonomy places the organism in Eukaryota, Euglenozoa, Kinetoplastea, Trypanosomatida, Trypanosomatidae. The transcript has a single exon. Bases 1 to 1782 code for a protein of 593 amino acids.
AUGGAGGGGUAUGCUCUGGGGAAUGGCAUCCAGGGCGCAGAUCCACCUGGUGGAGCCGGUGUCUGGUCCUCUGGCGCCCCGACUCCCCUAAGUUUCACGCCCCCAUUGGUGUCAGCGGUGCACCUGCCAUGCGCGCCGCCGGCAGCCGUCUCCUCGCCCACUUCCAACAACGGUUUUGGUGCCGCAGUGGCAGAUGGGCCACACAUGAUACACGUGCUGGGCAGCGCGACGGAGAAUGUGAGCGCCGCUCACCAAGCGUCUCUCACGCCGUUGGUGUCUGCGUCUGCUUCCGCGGCGCACCGACCGACGUCGCAGGGCCCAUUCCCGGCCGCCUCUACGCUGACAUCCCCGUCGCUGGCGAUGACGGGGUGGGGCGGUGGCGGUACGGGCGACAGCACGGAUGAUCCGAAUACGUCCUUUUCUGGUGCCACGACGACGUCUGCCACGGACACAGGCGAGGACAGGGGCUUCGAAUUCGAUCGCGCGGGCAGGCGACACAUUGCUCGUGUCGUCGACCCCACCGAGGUGCCGGCGCUCAAGUACACGAUAGCGGUUUCUGUAACUCGGGAUGGCAAAGUGGUCGAGGAGCAGCUCGAUCCAUUUGAACUGGGCCGUCUGUACGGCCAGAGGCAGGCGGCUCUCCGCAAGCUGAGGAGUCGUUACGACUUUCUUGCCGUGCCGGAGUGGGUGCGGCUGCACCCGCUGCUUGGAACGUAUUUCGCUGAGCUGGUCGGCACCUUUGGGUGGGUGCUCACUUUGGCGCUUGUGAGCGUGCGCAACGAGAGCAUCUUCAACAUCUCCGACGCCACGAGCAUGACGCCGCUGCCCAUCGGCUUCAUGUUCACGAGUAUGAUCUUCACCUUCGGCUACAUCUCCAGCUCUCACUUCAACCCUGCCGUGUCCAUCGCCGUAUUUCUUGUGCGUCACAUGAAGGUGGCCCAGUGCUGUGCCUACAUCCUUUGCCAGCUCGCCGGCAGCCUCGCCGCCGGCGUCGUGGCGAUGAUAAUCCAGGGCAACAAGGACAUCUUUGUACCGUCGGUGUCGACUAACUACGUCUCCUCCGGCAUUUUCUUGGAGCUCAUCUUCACCUUUGCGAUGUGCCUAGUCGUGCUCAAUAUCGCCUACUCCCGUCAGUCUGGCAACUUCUUCUAUGGCUUUGCCGUCGGUAUGACAAUCUCCGCUGGCUCAGCCAGCGCAGGGCGCAUCUCAGGUGGAGCCUUCAACCCCGCUGCCGCGUCGGGGCUGCAGGUAGCCAUGUGUCUAGCGGGCAGGUGUGACGACCUCAAGUCCAUCUGGGUCUACUGGCUCGCCCCUGUCGUCGGCGCCAUCCUGGCAGCGAUCCUCUUCUCUCAGAUGGCGCAGCCAGCUGAGACGCAGGUGCUGGAAGACAGGAAGGUGUUCCAGAAUGUGAACGAGCUGCACCGGCAGCGCAUGGCGGCACAGGCGUUCGCCAUCCGUGCCACAGCAGGCACUGCUGCAGCGAAACGCUGCGCAGGCAGCGCCGACGAAAGGAAGCCGGCCUCCUCUUCGACAUCUUCUGAGAGGCAGCCAUCGUCGUUCUCCUCUGAUCCGCGCGGCGCUCGCGAAAUGACGGAAGUGCCACACACUCGCACACCGCGGACAUGCGAGGGGCGUGAUGCCGAGCAUGUGCAUGCGAGCACUCAAGACGGCGCAGAGGAGCUGGAUAGCGGGCACACCCGGCUGCCGCUGCAGGCGCUGAGCCGCGGGGAAGUAAAGGUCGCCACCACCUCAUGGGAGGGGCCGACAUUCAAUCGACGUUAG